AUGGACGCCGAUCCACAGCUUCAAAAUAACCGCUCGAAUUUUCUUCAAAUACCUACUGGAAACACUGGAAACUUUGACGAUUCUAUGAAUAUUUCACCGAGCAAUUACGGUCAGUAUUCACAAACAAGAAAUGCUACUGGAUCCAAUGUCUCGUUUAAUGGUUCAACUUCGACAUUAUCUCAACCUGUUGCUCCGGCUGAAUUAUUACGUGCUGUCGUUAUAAAUCGUCCAACCGCGCAAAUGAUUGAAGCUUUUCGGUUCUCAAAACCAAGAGUCGAGAUGACUGAACAAGAAGUAAUCGAUUUUGUUAUGAAUCCAGUACCACAAGGUCAAAAAGUUCUUU
Dentiscutata heterogama is the source of this 343-nucleotide messenger RNA. The record is from the annotation of a GenBank genome assembly. Lineage: Eukaryota; Fungi; Glomeromycota; Glomeromycetes; Diversisporales; Gigasporaceae.